AGCAUGUUCAAUCUCAACCCUCGAUACCAGCCACUAGCCCCCAGCAAUGACUCCAGUCGCCCGCGCACUCGUCUGCAGCGCUUCCACCAUACUACCUCCUGCUAUCUACUAGCAUGGCUAAUCACCAUAGCCAUCUCAGCCAGCAUCGGCAGUCUAAUCGGGCUCCGUCAUCGACCAUGCGAGUGCUCUGGCAUAUAUUCAAACCCAACCAUCCCUCUCGACACCCAAAAAGAAACCUUCACCUACAACCGCACAUUCGGCGCCGAUCCCAGGGAGGAUCCCAACACGCAGGCAGCAUGGGACUCGAUCGUUCCGUUCGGCCAAGGCACAGUCCGCUACGCCUCCCCAGAAACAGAGCAGAUCUACUACACCGUUUCAGCCGUCCACCAACUCCAUUGUCUGUGGUCCAUCCACAAAUCCUACUACCGCUCCCACGUCCACGGAGUCACCAGUACAGAGCACGGCGACGAGCGCGAGCACCACGCUAAGGAAAAAGAGCAGCGGCACAUGCGACACUGUUUCGAUUACCUGCGACAGAGCCUCAUGUGUGCGGCGGACGCGACGCUGGAGCCUGUGGAUGCUGCGCUGGGCGGCGUCACGGGGUGGGGGGUGCAGCGCGUGUGUCGCGACUAUGUGGCGCUGGCGGGGUGGGCGGAGGAGCGGCGCGUGAGUGAUGCGAAGGGGUUUCAGUGA
This is a messenger RNA of Aspergillus homomorphus CBS 101889, 693 nucleotides long. RefSeq lists its product as uncharacterized. The transcript has 4 exons. The coding region runs from base 4 to 693 and encodes 229 amino acids. The record is from RefSeq and is a predicted model, not a curated record. Lineage: Eukaryota; Fungi; Ascomycota; Eurotiomycetes; Eurotiales; Aspergillaceae. Gene Ontology annotation, biological process: mycotoxin biosynthetic process.